AUUUUAUGUUUUGUUGGUGGUCGAGGAGGCGAGUCUGUACAAGUGCAAACUCCGCCACAGCGUUUCUUUACCACAACAGAAACCGAAUCCCGAACUCGUCCGUUGACGAUGAGCACCUAUCAGAACAGUUCAACGGCCAGCCAGCCAUACUCAGAUCCGACACCAUUGCCAGCAAAUGUCCCAAAAGUAAACGAACUCGGCGUAACAAGUGCGCCGCUCAAGUCGGCGGCAUUUUUCCUGGGGGCUUACUGCAAGGAAUACAAUGAGGAUUUCAUGCUCUGCAAGCAAGAGAACAGAGAUCCAGGACACUGUCUGAAGGAAGGUCGCCGGGUGACGCGCUGUGCAACAGAAUUGAUAACCAAGAUGCGGGAAAACUGUCUAGAACAGUUUGACGCACACUGGAACUGCCUAGAGUUGAACAACCAGGAAUACUAUCCCUGUCGUAAGCCUGAACGCACUCUCAACAAGUGUAUGUUCGAGAAGCUGGGCCUGACGAAAGCGAUACCUGGCUCACCAAAGGGCCAGAAAGCUAUACACGAGGUUGAGAAACCUGUGUUCACGACUGUCCAGCGGUGAAGAUCGUUAUUUAGGGAGCACGUGUAUUCCCGUAGAUAUAAUGCAAUCGUUUAUCCUGGACCGCUGUUUUAUUAAAGUGCAUGAUAGAUAGUUUAUCAUACUGACUGAACUGCAACCGAUCUGCUUUCAAAAGUAAAC
This is a messenger RNA of Serpula lacrymans var. lacrymans S7.9, 714 nucleotides long. It is a transcript of the gene NdufA8, whose product is annotated as NdufA8, NADH-ubiquinone oxidoreductase complex I 19kd subunit. The coding region runs from base 109 to 576 and encodes 155 amino acids. NCBI's taxonomy places the organism in Eukaryota, Fungi, Basidiomycota, Agaricomycetes, Boletales, Serpulaceae. The record is from RefSeq and is a predicted model, not a curated record. Gene Ontology annotation, biological process: mitochondrial electron transport, NADH to ubiquinone. The transcript has 5 exons.